Messenger RNA from Mytilinidion resinicola, 456 nucleotides. RefSeq lists its product as uncharacterized. The transcript has 2 exons. The record is from RefSeq and is a predicted model, not a curated record. Lineage: Eukaryota; Fungi; Ascomycota; Dothideomycetes; Mytilinidiales; Mytilinidiaceae. The annotation marks the transcript as partial.
UCCCCGCCGACCCCCGGCUUUCUGACAGGCACAUGGCACGUCACGCACUCCACCCUCCCCAUGUGGCGCAACGCGCGCAACGUCAAAAUAACAUACAAACCGCUCUCCCCCACCACCGCCACCGACUUCCCUCCCCUCGACGACCUAGUCACGUAUAAUCCUCUGAAGGGGGAGAAGGAAAAGGCCGUGCGCGGGGUGGACAAGAUCGAUGCGAGCAGCGGGGGCUGGGCGUACAAUUGGCGUGGGCGGGGGUGGUUGGUUAUUGCAGGGAGUCGGUGGGAGUGGGUGGUUACGUUUUUCGCGAAAACGCUGUUCACGCCUGCGGGGUUGGAUUUGUAUUCGAGGGGUGGGAAGGGGCUGGGUGAGGCGACGGUGGAGGGCAUUAAGAAGAGCUUGGCGGGGGUGGGGGAUGAGGUUGUUAGGAAGUUGGCGGAGGGGUUAUUCGUGGUGAAGAUU